AUGUUCCGCAUCCAACCCGCACGCGCCGUACAACGCGCAACCUUCGCCCGCCCUGCCGUCGUUCGCCCUCGCUUCCUCAGCACAACACCAGCACGCUUCGCGCAAAAAGACGCGCAGGACAAGGACUCGCUGAAGCCCCGAUCGACCGAGUACGCCAAAUCUGGAUCCGACGACGGCGCUGCACACUCAGAUGCCGCUUUCAACCCCAACCAGACCAGCCCUGAGGAGGCCGAGGCAACUGCUGAACGAGAAGCUGGUGGUGUAAAGAACAGCUUGAACGCAAGCCCAGGCAACAAGGACAUUAGCGAACCUAACAGCCCCGACGUUGGUGGAAAUGGAGGAGCACCGGACAAGAAGAGCAGCGGUAGUGGCAGCGCGCCCAAGAACAGCUCAGGAUAA
This is a messenger RNA of Alternaria atra, 399 nucleotides long. RefSeq lists its product as uncharacterized. The record is from RefSeq and is a predicted model, not a curated record. The transcript has a single exon. Lineage: Eukaryota; Fungi; Ascomycota; Dothideomycetes; Pleosporales; Pleosporaceae. Bases 1 to 399 code for a protein of 132 amino acids.